Messenger RNA from Rubroshorea leprosula, 3168 nucleotides. Lineage: Eukaryota; Viridiplantae; Streptophyta; Magnoliopsida; Malvales; Dipterocarpaceae. The record is from the annotation of a GenBank genome assembly.
GCUUAAUCAAUUUCUCCUAAUCAAAUCGCCUUUCAACAACCUAUCUAUAUCUGUGAAUCCCUCCCUCCAAAAAUGGCUGAUGCUAUACUUUCCUUACUCCUAGACCAGGUAAAAACAAUCAUCAACAUGGCAAAGAAAGAGGUGAAGUUGCUUGUCGGUGUUACGGAAGAAGUGGAAAAGCUUGAAAGAAAUCUUGAUCUUGUCCUGAGCGUGCUUGCACACGCUAAGGAGAAGAAAGCAACCGAUGAACUUGUCAAGAAAUGGCUGGAUAGGCUCAAAGAAGCUGCGUAUGACAUGGAGGAUGCAUUGGAUGAGUGGAAAACUAGAGCAGAGCUAGAAGUGAAAGGAACCGAAGAUGCUGCUAAUCGUCAGGGGAAGGUGCUGCUACUCCGCAAUUUUAUUUCAUGCUUUUCUUUUCGUCGGCUAAGUAGUCGUCGUGAAGUUGCUGUGAACAUAAAGGAAAUCAAUAGAAGAAUAGAUGAGAUUGUAAAGGAGAAAGAUAAGUAUCAAUUGGAAAGUAGGAAGAUUGAACUUCCAAAACGUCCAGAAACUUCAUCUUUUGUUGAUGUGUCAAAACUAUGUGGUCGGGAUGGGGUGAAGAGAGAAAUAUUGAGUUAUUUGUUGGGAGGGAAUAGUGAAGUGGAGGCUGGGAAACUAAUUCAAACCUUCUCUAUAGUGGGGAUGGGUGGGCUGGGAAAAACAGCUCUGGCACAAUUGGUGUACAAUGACCCUAAUGUUAAACAACAUUUUGAGAAUGUAGCAUGGGUUUGUGUUUCUGAUUCUUUUGAUGAGAAAAGAGUUGCAAAGGCAAUCAUUCAAGGGCUUGAAAAGCUUAGUGGCCCUGCAGCAAACGGCCUAGAAUCAGAUCCAUUGGAGGUCCUUUUAGGAAGGAUUUCUAAAUCUAUCGAAGGAAAGAAAUAUCUUCUUGUUUUAGAUGAUGUUUGGGCCGAUGGAGGUCAGAGGUGGGAUUCACUAAAAGUUACAUUCAAUCUUGGUGCUGCAGGAAGUAAAAUUUUAGUGACUACUCGGGAUCUUAAUGUUGCAUCAAUGGUGGGGUCCUCUGACUCACAAAUCAUUCACCUAAAGAAAUUGGGUGACGAGGAGUGUUGGUCAAUACUCAGAGAUAUAGCAUUCAGAGGAAAGGACCAGAUGAAGAGUCGAGAAGAUUUGGAGGAAAUUGGGAGGAAAAUUGCAAAAAGAUGUAAAGGCUUACCUCUUGUUGCCAAAGUUUUAGGAAGUCUCUUACAGUCUAGAAGUACUAAAGGAGAGUGGCUAACUAUCUUGGAUAGUGAAAUAUGGAAACUAAAUUUGGCACAAAAGGAAAUUUUUGCUCCUUUACUGUUGAGUUAUUAUGAUUUGCCCCAUUCUGUAAGGCGGUGCUUCUUGUACUGUGUACUUUUCCCUAAAGAUUAUGUAUAUUGGUAUCAUCACAUAACAUCACAUUGGCUGGCACAGGGUUUUUUAGGCUCUGAUCCUAAUGCAGAUUUGGAGUCAAUAGGGUUAGAGUACUUUAACACCCUAGUAGCCCACUCUUUCUUUCAAGAUUUUGGAAUCAGGGGUGGAUACAUUUUUUGUUUCAAGAUGCAUGAUGUGGUACAUGACUUUGGUAAAUAUUUGGCGGAGAAUGAGUUUGCUAUGGAGAUUGUGCAGUCUGAUCAUUUGAGUAUAAACUCAGCAAAACAUCGUCACUUGUUAGUGACGGCUGAUAAAAGGAUGACUUUUCCUACAUCCAUUUCUGGUGCAGAAAAAUUGCGAACUCUUGUAACUUAUAUGGGAAAGGAUGCUUUGACUUGUGAUGCAUUGCGUAACUUGUUUAAUCAUUGCAGACGCUUAAGGCUAUUGGAUUUUAACUGGCCCGAUGGACCUGAUCAUUUAUGUAAUGAAGUUCCUCAAGAAGUUGGGAAAUUGAUGCAUUUGAGAUAUAUAAAUUUAGCUAAUAGUGAAAAAUUAGAAAGGUUGCCUGAAGAACUGUGCAAUAUACUCAAUUUGGAGUGUCUGGAUCUAAAAGGAUGCCGAAAUUUGAAGCAUUUGCCAGAGUCGAUAGGAAAAUUACUCAAUUUGAGGUUUCUUGUUACCAAUGGUUGUUUUGCUCUGACUCACUACCCAAAAGGCAUCGGGAAAUUGACUUCUCUUAGAACUUUGAUAGGGGUCAUUGCUCAAGCUGAUAGGAAUGAUGGUAAAGAAUUUAGCAUUGCUGACCUCGGAAGCUUGAAGCAUCUUUGUAGGGUUUGGAUGAAAGUUGUGGGAAAUUCAAUUGAUAUGGAGGAGGCUAGAAAAGCUGGACUUCAGAAUGUGGUGGAGUUAUGGAUACAUUUGGCUGGAGAAGUUGAGGAAGAUGACAUAAUUGAAGCCUUAAACCUGCCUCCAGGCAUAAUAUUUGGUUUCAGCGACAACUAUUGGCUCAAUCCGCGUGGAUGGUUCUAUGCUCCUGACUAUUGAGAUAGAGGAGUUGAACAUGCACGUGGCAAGAGGAUUCUGAAAGUUGAGGGAGAAGUUUCCUCUAUUGUUGGUGAAUAAGGAAGCUGUUCCGGUCUUUGAAGAGAAAAUCUGUUGUCUUAAUUUCUGGUUGUUUUGUAUUUGGAAUAUUAUGUACAAGAAUUGUGUGCCUGUGUGUGUCUAUUUUCUUAACAUUAUUAUGCAAAACUCAUUGUGUAUCUCCUACUCUCCUUUUUUUUGACACCACAACUCCAACACUCCUCCUUGGUGUUAAAGCUGCGGGAAACAAGAAAUUUACCUAAGCAUUUGGAAUUUGCCAUUUGCAUUUCUUUAUGCUUUGGUUUUAAUUUGUUGUUGCUACUAAGGCCAUCUCCUUUAGUAGCUCAGCCCCUCUUUCAAGGCUGCAGCUUCAUCUUGCUUAGAUUUGCUGCUUUAACAAAUUUGUUGGAGCUUUGUUGAGCUUUCCUCUCCAUGUUGUUGUACUUUGCUGCUUCUUUGCAGCCUUUCAUUUGCUAUUCAUUAUAGCCUCAUUUCAUUAAUAUUUAUAGCUUAGCUCGCUACACUUUGCUGUUACCGUGUUGUUGUUGCAGCUCUCCCUUCUUUUCAUUUGCUGCUACUUGUGUAGCUUUAACACCACAACUCCAACACAUUUGAAUUUAAACGAGAUCAUAUAUAGCAACCAAGCACAAUUUAUGCAAUAUAAUUUCAACAGUAUAAAUGGUCAGUUGUCAU